AAAGAGUUUCAAACGAACUUUUAUUUUUUAAACAUGUUUUGCUUACUAUUUUUGAGCUUAAGCUUGAACUUACUCAAAAAUUGGAUUUUUAGAUUGGACAAAAUAUUUUCUGUUUAACAAGAAAUAGCGUUUAGAACUUCAUAUUUCUUGUUUUUAAGUGAACACCACCAAGUAAACCUUCGUUAUCUUCGUCCAUUCUAUUUGAUUGCCCCUCAGGUACAACAUGGCGAAAGGAAUAUAAGUUCAAAUUCAUUCAAAUCUCGCCUUAACAAUCAUGUUAAUCACAGAAGACUUGUGUAUCAAAAUCUUGGACAAGUGCCCAGAUAUCAAACAAUUGAAAAAGAUACAUUGUAGGUUAAUUAUUGAUGGAAACCUCGUCUCAGCAUCGCAUAUUGCUCUGAAAUUAAUGAAAGCUUAUUCUGAAUGUCGCCAAAUCGCAGUUACCCGCCAACUGUUUGAUGAAUUUCCUCAAAAAGAUGUAGUCUUCUUCAAUGUGAUGAUUAGAAGCUACGUAAACAAUGAAUUCUACGAAAAAGCACUUCGUAUGUACAGAAACAUGUUCAAGUUCAACAUUAACCCUGAUCAUUUUACAGUUCCUCAAGUUCUAAAAGCAUGUUCCGUGUCUGAGAAUUUGUGGGUCGGAUUACAAACCCAUGUUGCUGUUCUCAAGAAGGGUCUGCAUUCAAAUCUUUAUGUAGGGAAUGGAUUGAUUACAAUGUAUGGAAAAUGUAACCGGUUACUGGAAGGACGCCAGGUGUUUGAUGAAAUGCCUAGUAGAGAUAUCGUCUCCUGGAAUGCUAUGGUUGCUGCCUACGCCCAAAACCGGAUGUUUGAAGAUGCAUUGGAGAUUUGUAAGACAAUGAUGCAAUGUUCUACCUCAAAACCCAACGCAGGCACCAUGGCCAGCCUUUCCCCUGCUUUAACAACUUCUACUUCAUCUACCAACGUGAUGUUUAUGAAAGAAAUGUUCAUGAAUCACGCUCGAGAGAGUUUAAUUUCUUGGAAUGUCAUGAUAGCUGUGUACGUCAACAACUCGAUGCCUAAAGAUGCAGUUAAUCUUUAUCAACAAAUGGAGAAUUACGGAAUCGACCCGGAUUCAAUCACAGUUGCUAGCAUCCUACCCGCUUGUGGAGAUCUUUCAGCUUUAUUACUAGGAAGAAAGAUUCAUUCAUAUGUAAAAACAAAAAGGCUUCUUCCUAAUCUAACAGUAGAGAACGCCUUGAUUGACAUGUAUGCUAAAUGUGGGUCUUUAAACGAAGCACGCAAGGUGUUCGAUGAAAUGCCAACAAGAGAUGUCGUCUCCUGGACUUCCAUGGUCUCUGCUUAUGGCAUGACUGGAGAUGGUGAAACUGCUAUCACAGUCUUUUCAAAUAUGCAAAAUUCCGGAAUCGCCCCUGAUUCCAUUUCCUUCGUUCCAGUUCUAUCAGCCUGCAGCCAUGCCGGAUUACUAAACCAAGGAAAACAUUUCUUCAAAUUGAUGACCGAAGAGUAUAACAUCAUUCCAAGACUCGAACACUUGGCGUGCAUGGUUGAUUUGCUAGGAAGAUCAGGAAGAAUCAAUGAAGCUUAUGAUUUUAUAAAGAAAAUGAAAACAAAACCAAACGAUAGAAUCUGGGGUGCUUUGUUAAGUGCUUGUAAAGUUCAUUCCAACAUGGAAAUUGGUCUUGUAGCAGCAGAUCAUCUCUUUGAAUUGGUCCCUGAACAAGCAGGGUAUUAUGUUUUAUUAUCAAAUAUAUACGCAAAAGCAGGUAGAUUUAAAGAUGUGACAAAUAUUCGUUCAAUAAUGAAAUCAAAAGGAGUGAAAAAAGAGCCCGGUGUUAGUAAUGUUGAGCUUAAUAAUCAAGUUCAUUCGUUUCUUGCUGGAGAUCAAUCCCAUCCACAAUCUAAACAGAUUUAUCAAGAGUUGGAAGUACUUGUGGGGAAGAUGAGGGAUUUUGGGUAUGUUCCUGAAGUGGAUUCUGCACUUCAUGAUAUAGAAGAUGAAGAUAAAGGAAAUCAUCUUGCUGUUCAUAGUGAGAAGCUUGCUAUUGUGUUUGUGAUUAUAAAUACUAAAGCUUUUACGCCUAUACGGAUUACUAAAAAUCUACGUGUUUGUGAGGAUUGUCAUAUUGCUGCUAAGCUUAUUUCCAAGAUUGUUGAGCGGGAAAUUAUUCUUCGGGAUACAAAUAGGUUUCAUCAUUUCAAGAACGGGAUUUGUUCGUGUGGUGAUUACUGGUGAGAUUUUUGGGUUGAGUUCAAAUGAAAACAACAUAAAAGUAGAGAUUAGAGAAUUGUGAGAACCAAUCUUGAUCGUUGAUGAUUUCUAAUCCAAAGGCAACAAUUAAGAUUAAGAAAAUUGUUGGGCCAUUUUUGUUGAUUUAUGACUUAUUAAGGAUAAAUUGAUAAUUAUGCAUUCCAAUCCAACCUUAAUUGGUAAUUUUUCGGUGUGGUGCGGUUUGGACAAUGCCAAACAGCACCAUAAAAACCUGACAAUAUUUAAUAUAUUAUAAUACUUAUUA
Molecule: messenger RNA, 2498 nt
Organism: Lactuca sativa (garden lettuce)
Lineage: Eukaryota; Viridiplantae; Streptophyta; Magnoliopsida; Asterales; Asteraceae
Product: putative pentatricopeptide repeat-containing protein At3g49142
Biological process (GO): RNA modification
Molecular function (GO): RNA binding; zinc ion binding; protein binding
Source: RefSeq, a predicted model, not a curated record